AUGGGGACAUUCGUGACUAAACUGCUCCUUCCCACCCUCAGCAGCCUGGCCUUCCUGCCCACUAUCAGCAUUGCUGUCAAGAGACAGUUCCACAUGGAAGCCAUGGUCUAUCUCUUCACCAUGUUCUUCGUGGCGCUCCAUCACGCCUGCAGUAGCCCUGGCCUGUCCAUGCUCUGCUUCCUGAAACUCGAUGUCCUGGAGUACUUCAGCAUCUACGGCACGGCACUGAGCAUGUGGGUGUCCCUGAUGGCUCUGGCUGACUUUGACGAGCCCAAGAGGUCAACAUUUGUGAUGUUUGGUGUCUUGACCAUCGCGGUGCGAAUCUACCAUGACCGCGCGGGCUACGGCGUGUACUCGGGCCCCAUUGGCACAGCUGUCCUUAUCAUCGCUGCAAAGUGGCUACAGAAGAUGAAGGAGAAGAAGGGUUUGUACCCCGACAAGAGCGUCUACACCCAACAGAUCGGCCCAGGCCUCUGCUUCGGAGCCCUGGCCCUGAUGCUGCGCUUCUUCUUCGAGGAUUGGGAUUACACGUACGUCCACAGCUUCUACCACUGCGCUCUGGCCAUGGCCUUUGUCCUGCUACUGCCCAAGGCCAACAAGAAGGCCGGAAGUGCAGGGACCCCUGCCAAGCUGGACUGUUCCACGCUGUGCUGUGCCUGCAUCUGA
Molecule: messenger RNA, 666 nt
Organism: Chrysochloris asiatica (Cape golden mole)
Lineage: Eukaryota; Metazoa; Chordata; Mammalia; Afrosoricida; Chrysochloridae
Gene: MYMK
Product: transmembrane protein 8C
Exons: 5
Coding region: 1-666 (221 amino acids)
Cellular component (GO): plasma membrane
Source: RefSeq, a predicted model, not a curated record